GGAAAAACGUCGAUAAGUGUCACGCGCUCUUCGUACGUUAGCAAAGAAGAGUGUGUUUUCUUGGGAAAAUCUGGACGAUCAUCGUCAACGAUAGGAGACAGACCGAGAGGAAGAUCGAAGGAAGUGGAUCGAAUUUAUCGUUAACGGGAUCGCACACCUAAGCGAUCUAAAUAGAUAUUAUUUUAACAACUUAUCAUCUAAAGUCCUUUCAGAUUGACAAAUGGUGUUAGCAUUUUUCCUCGGCUUAUGUAUCGCCUCUGCGGUUGGAUUACGUGGUCCACAUCAUCCAAGAAGUUCCGUUUCUCAUCAUCAUUACUCACCUCAGAAAGGUGUUAAGUUAACGCAGGAUACUGAACUGCUUCACGAUGCCACUCACUUGAAAGAAGACAUGGGGCCGAUAUCGUCCCAGCUUGAUUUUUCAAAACUGAGUGAACAGGAGGUCGAAUUCCUUUACUUCAAAGCACAUGAUAUCGAUAAUAAUACUAAAUUAGAUGGUCUUGAAAUUCUAUAUGCCAUACAACAUACUUUUCACGAACAUAAUAUGGUCGACGAAGAUAGAAGUAUGGAUGAGGAUGAGCCACAAAUACAAGAGGACGAAUUGCCACGUCUCGUAGGUCUUAUAGACAGAGUAUUGGAAGAAGAUGAUUCGAAUAAUGAUGGUUAUUUAGGAUACGAUGAGUAUGUCUUGGGAAGACGAAAGGAUCACAUUACCCAAGCAAAAAGGAUUGCUAGAAAUAAUAUAAAAAAUUAAAAGAAAGUCAACUUAUAUACACACACAUAUAAUAUAUACAUAUACAUAUACAGUAUUAUUAAUUGUCAAUAUUUUUUAGUGCUAACAAUUCACAUUUAUCUUUAUAUACCUGUUGUAAGAUUGAAUAUAAUUUUCAAUAUGGUUAUAAGAAAAAUUAAAAUUAAUAAUAUUUAAAAAAAAACUAGUAUACAUUUAUAAUAAUGUUAACUUCAUUAACUAGAUAAUAUUUUAAUUAAUAAUUUUUCUUAUGUGACAAUAUAUAGAAAAGUUCGAUCAGUCUUUAUGAUAAAAAUCCGAGAUAACACAUGGAAUUGGUGUCUAACAAUAAUAUAAACGUCAUCUUAAAUAUGUAUGUAUAUAUAAACAAGAAUUGAUAUUCUAAAAAAGCUUAAUUAUCAUUUCGUA
Molecule: messenger RNA, 1156 nt
Organism: Polistes canadensis
Lineage: Eukaryota; Metazoa; Arthropoda; Insecta; Hymenoptera; Vespidae
Product: multiple coagulation factor deficiency protein 2 homolog
Exons: 5
Coding region: 221-751 (176 amino acids)
Source: RefSeq, a predicted model, not a curated record